Molecule: messenger RNA, 2214 nt
Organism: Neoarius graeffei (lesser salmon catfish)
Lineage: Eukaryota; Metazoa; Chordata; Actinopteri; Siluriformes; Ariidae
Gene: orc2
Product: origin recognition complex, subunit 2
Exons: 17
Coding region: 189-1904 (571 amino acids)
Biological process (GO): DNA replication
Cellular component (GO): nuclear origin of replication recognition complex; nucleus
Molecular function (GO): DNA replication origin binding
Source: RefSeq, a predicted model, not a curated record
GAAAAUUCAGGCUUGUUGAUGAAUUGUCAGUGUUAGUCAGAAAUGUGGAACUCUUUGAUAUGAAGUUAGUUUCUCUUUGGAAAUUAUCUGUGUAGAUUGUUUAACAGUCCAUGACCUGUGUGGAGAAGAGUCUCGAAUCUGCGGAGUUAAAUUGGUAAAUUAUUUUACCCCACACUCGGGUGUAAAAUAUGAGUCCACAGAAGCGCACGGUGGAACCAGGAGCUUUAGAAGUGCAGUUUAUUGGAGAUAAUGAUGUUCUGGAUCACAUUGUGGACAAACAUGAAGGUUCAAAAGCCUCACAGAGUUCAGUCCAAACUCUUGUAAGCCUAACGAGCCCUAGAAAGCCAUCAGCAGGACCUGCUGAAGAGGACGCGGAUGGUGUUUUAAAUGAGCAAAACUAUAUAGAGGCACUUGGUGCUGGCACAGAAGAUGGAAACGAGAAUGGAUCAGUCACUGCAGGAGCCUCGGUGUUCACUUUUCAGACUAUUAAACGUGCCAAUAAAAUGGCACGAGUGGCAUCAGAGUGGGCGCGCACUCCUGGAAAAAGUGUUACAUUUAGCACUCCUAGUAGUCCAGAGGAGCCACCUAGCCCUGCCCGUGCAUCCAAGAAGGUGGCGAGUCAGAACAAAACUCCUCAAAAGGGGAAGAAAGUACAGUUUGUUUCCACAACCCCACACAGAUUGAGAAAGAGGAUAUCAGCCCCUAAUCUGAAGUCAGACAGUGACAGUGAUUUCUCCCCCUCAAACUCUGAGGAGGAUGAAGAUGAGGAGGAAGAAGGAGAAAAGAGUGAAGCUCAGCUGAAAACCCCCAGCAAGACAUCUAUAGCAGCUGCUGCUGUUCUUUACAAGACACCUGCCAAGAGGAGCAAGAAAGCACCUGAGCCCAGCCUGGUGGAGGAGUACUUUGAAGCUCACAGCAGCUCGAAGGUUCUCACAUCAGACCGAACCCUCCAAAAACUCCAGACCCCAAAACUGGAUCGGGAAACUCUGCUGAGAUUGCUGGAUGGAAAACCCUCCUGUUAUAGAGAUGAGAUCACACAGCUGAAUAAAAAACACAAGAAGAAUUUCAGCAAAUGGAUGCUGCAGUUACAAAUGGGCUUCAACAUAGUGCUGUAUGGCUUGGGCUCGAAGAAGCUUUUACUGGAGAAAUUCCGCACUGAGAUGUUGUCUGAUUCCAUGCACCUGGUGGUCAAUGGCUUUUUCCCAAGCAUCACCCUCAAAUCGAUAUUAAAUGCCAUCACCGGUGAGAUGCUGGAGCACGAUGGGAGUUUUCGUACCCCAGUGGACCAAAUAGACUUCAUUGUGAAAACCCUUAAAAAAGAUCCAGACAACCACAUCUACCUGAUCAUCCACAACAUUGAUGGCCCCAUGCUCCGUGGUGAGAAGAACCAGCAGGCCCUGGGGCAGCUGGCCUCCAUUCCCAAUAUGCACCUGCUUGCCUCUAUAGAUCACAUCAACGCCCCUCUUGUGUGGGACCACGCAAAGAUGUGUGCGUUUAACUGGCUGUGGUAUGAGACGACUACCUUCCUGCCAUACACAGAAGAGACGUCAUAUGAGAACUCUCUCCUGGUGCAGCAGACAGGAGCGCUGGCUCUUAGCUCGCUCACACACGUCCUGCGCAGUCUCACGCCAAAUGCCAGAGGGAUCUUCAGACUACUGGCUGAAUUCCAGCUGGAGAACAAAGACAACCCUUCAUAUACAGGUUUGUCUUUUCAAGAUUUUUACCAGCGUUGUCGUGAGGCAUUCCUGGUGAACAGUGACAUCACACUGAGGACUCAGCUGACAGAGUUCAGGGAUCACAAACUGAUCCGCACAAAGAAGGGACCGGAUGGAAUAGAGUACCUUCUGAUCCCUGUGGACGCAGGAACUCUUACAGACUUCCUAGAGAAAGAGGAUGUGGAGUAAUCAGGGCAGAAAAAGAUAACGAGUACUGUUUUGAUAACUGGCCACCUCUCUUUAGAUACUGUUUACUGCACCAAUUUAAUGUGGAUAUGCAGCAAUAAGCUGGCACAAAUCACCAUAGUGCAUGCUGUGUAGUUCACAGGUUCAGUAGGACAAAACCAGACGUGACUUCAAUCUUCAGGCACUGUAGAAGUCCAACUGAAAUGAGGCAGCUCUCAAAUACUUCAAGUACUGAACUCGAAACUUAAAUCAUACACACUUUUUGUACACAGUUAUGUAUAGAUCUGUAAUAAAUAUGAUGCAUUGCAAUUUA